GCCUCUCUGCAGAAAUUAUAUUCUGUGGUGAUGCAGUGAAACAUGGACAGGUGAGCCGUCGUCAUUUUUUAUCUCCUAAAUUUUUGUUUAUCACCAAAUUGUUUGUAGUCUAUCCUCAAUUUUUUGUGGUACCGGCAUUAUCCGCUUCUUAUCAUUCCAUUCGUUUUGUUUUACUUGUAAUUAUGGCAACGGAAAUUCGUGCAAAUAACAUACUUAGCGAUGAGGAGGAUGAGUCUGAUGACGGAUCCAAGAUAGUGGAGUUGAAAGGUUAUCUCAAUAAAUGGACUAAUUACAUUCACGGUUGGCAAAGGAGGUUCUUUGUGUUUUCAAAUGGCACCCUCUCCUACUAUAAAUCAGAACUAGAAGCUGGUCACGGCUGCAGAGGGACUAUCAGUUUGCGCCGAGCCACCAUAAAGCCUCAUGAAUUUGAUGAGUGUCGAUUUGAUGUCUCUGUGAAUGACAACGUUUGGUAUCUUCGAGCAGAUACUCCUGAAGAGAAGCAACAUUUCGUAGACUUGCUGGAACUUUGUAAGUUAGAGUCUGGGUACAGUAGUGAAAGCAACUUAAGGAGGUAUGGAAGUGGUCUCUCUCUUGCAUCUAAUAAUCUAUCAGCCUCUUCAAUUAACAAUUUAUUCAAAGAUAAAGAACUGAAGGAAAAAGUUGCGGAACUCUGCACGUACAAGGAUAUUUUAUGCAAACAAAUAGAUGACCUCCAAAAUUUCUAUGAGAACCAGCUAGGUGCCAACAAUUUUGACCCAAGUCAAGUGAAACAGUUUGAUGUCAAGGGGGAGGCAUUAACAUUUAAAGCAACAACUGAAGCUGUACUUGAUAGAUUGCAAAAUUGUAUCGAUGUUAUGGGACAGCGGGAUGACUUGUGGUAUCGCAAAGUUGAACAUGAAAAAGAAAAAAGGCGCAAGUUAGAGGAGAUGGUUCGCACUCUGCGUACGCAAAUUGCAUCACCUCCAGACUUAGAAGAGGGACCUCAUAGCACGUUAGCGGAUGAUGAAUUUUAUGACGCAUUUGAAACGGAGCUUGAUAAAAUGGAAGAAGAAGCACAAAACCGACAAGCUUUUAAGCAGCAACUGUCCGUUGUCCUCUCAGAAAACUCCAACAACAACGUUACCCAUGUUGUCAAUGAUGAAAAAACAGCCAGCUCAGCUGAAUAUCAUAGAUUGUGGCCUGAGAUCGAACGAGUAACCAAGGAACAAAUUAAGUAUGCUCAGAUGGGCUUGGGCAAUGAUGCCUGGCAUUUGUUCGCGGAAGAAGGCGAGAUGAAAAUGUACAGGCGAGAAGAAGAAGUUAAUGGACUUGUUGUGGAUCCGUUGAAAGCGUGUCACGUUGUCAAAGGUGUCACAGCCCACGAAAUGUGCCACUACUUUUUUAGUCCCCAGUAUCGAUAUGAUUGGGAAACCACACUAGAGCAUAUGACUGUUGUAGAAAAUAUAUCGGACGAUACGUUAAUUUUUUUACAAUUGCACAAACGUAUCUGGCCAGCGACGCAGCGUGAUGCUUUGUUCUGGUCCCACAUUCGACAGGUGCCUCCAAACGAGCCAGGUGUUCGUGAUAUCUGGAUCGUUGUAAAUAAUUCCACUGAAUUACCGAAGCAUCCGCCGGACAACAAGAAGUGUAUACGGCUGUUCCUGACAGUUUGCCUUCUCUGUCAAACGAUAGUGUCUUCCCCGAAAGAAGGAGCUAGUAUAACCAGAGAUAAUUUGACUUGUAAAAUAACGUACUGUUCUGUAGUGAAUCCUGGCGGUUGGGCUCCUGCAUCUGUCCUGAGAGCAGUCUACAAACGGGAAUACCCAAAAUUCCUGAAAAGAUUCACCGCUUAUGUGAUAGAUCAGUGUAAGAAUAAGCCCAUAAUGUUUUAAUUCCGAGAAUAUUUUUGCAAGGUCUCUAACUGGAUAUUCUUGCCUAUGCUGUUAAGUCAUAGCCAUAGCGUAUGUCAAGUGCUUUGGUUUGUGUUCUUUUCAUAUGGUCAGUGGUUGAACCAGAGGCAAAAAGAAUGAACGUAUUUGGUUUUUCUUUCAUUCUUUUUUGUCUGUUGAACACGGAAGAAGUUUUUUAUCUGUUGAAAUUCGUGUUUGCGCCUUUGGAAGACAUUCUUCACCUUUUGAGGUCGACUUGAAGAGGUAGCCCCAAGCAAUAAAGACGGUCAAUUUGAAGAGCUAGCUCCAUGCGAUGAAGACACUGCGAUAGCUGAAAAAGCUGCAGUCGAUGAAGGAACUCUGCUUAAUGUUCCAAUAUUUGCAGUGAAAGUUGUUGGAGCAGAAAAUUUUGGAUUUACUUUUAAAUAGAUCACAUCUUUAGUAAAAACUUCACUCAGAAUAUAGCCAUUGACUUCCACUUCUUUUCCAAAAGAGACAGGUGUUAAUUUCCUGUUUGAUGUUUCGAAAAACUCGAUUUCGUCUUCUUCUUGAAUAUUGAAUUCACUCUUCAGUUUACUUAUUUCUUCUAAGUGCGUCAUUUCUUUAGAGAAUUGAAGUAAGAUUAUUUUGUCUUCCAUACCAGCUGGGGCUUCUGUGCCAGUUCGAUUUCUCUCCACAAGAAUUACCUUUUUUAUGAACAAAACAUUUGUUUGGGCUUUCUUGGAUAGUUUCUUUGUUUCCGCCUAGGAUGGUCUGUAAACAAAAUGAGGCACAUUUUGCUUUUGGUUACCUGCAUUCUGUGCCUGUGUGGCAAUAUAUUUUUUUUUUAAAUAUCUGAUAAUAUAUUUUCAUAGAAAUUUUCAACUAUUUCAUAAAUAUAGUUUUCGAGAUUGACCGCCAGAGUCAGUGGCACAUCCAGUAUCAUCUGAAUUGAGUCGCCUUUUAUAGGUGAUGAUUCCUGCUCACUUGAACUGGAUGUAAAAUGAUAUUCUGCGCUCUGUGGAUUUGAAGCUAUUACAAAAAGUGAGCCUCCUCCAGAAAAUAAAUCUUUUUGUUCUCCGUAACCUCUCUUCAAGAAUCCACU
Messenger RNA from Bemisia tabaci, 2952 nucleotides. RefSeq names its product ceramide transfer protein (gene cert). The record is from RefSeq and is a predicted model, not a curated record. Gene Ontology annotation, molecular function: lipid binding. Gene Ontology annotation, biological process: ER to Golgi ceramide transport. NCBI's taxonomy places the organism in Eukaryota, Metazoa, Arthropoda, Insecta, Hemiptera, Aleyrodidae.